Messenger RNA from Homarus americanus (American lobster), 1075 nucleotides. RefSeq names its product carbohydrate sulfotransferase 11-like. Gene Ontology annotation, biological process: carbohydrate biosynthetic process. The transcript has 7 exons. Gene Ontology annotation, molecular function: sulfotransferase activity. NCBI's taxonomy places the organism in Eukaryota, Metazoa, Arthropoda, Malacostraca, Decapoda, Nephropidae. The coding region runs from base 17 to 943 and encodes 308 amino acids. Gene Ontology annotation, cellular component: membrane. The record is from RefSeq and is a predicted model, not a curated record.
CUCGCCACAGCAAAUUAUGAGGUGUGUGAGGAGACAGGUGGUGUUGGUGCAGGUGGGUCUCUUGGCCUUGUUCGUGUUCUUGGCCCAACUUAUCCGGCCAGACCAGUCUUCCUUCGGGCCAUCUUCUUCAGGACCGAAGGAGCGAAGUGAAGAAUUGAGGAGAAGAGUGAAGGAGAUUUGUAGCGUCUUCAACGUGUCCUCAGAGAUCUCACCCCUCCAGUUACAACAUAUCUACGUCGACGACACCCGCAGGCUCCUCUACUGCAGCGCCCAGAAGGUGGCCAGCAGCGCGUGGAAGAAGGUGUGGCUGAGGUUAACUAAUCCAUCAUUUAAUGUGUCUGGCAUCAUGUCCAACAGACUCAACAUUCACCUCAAGACGCAGGAAUACAUGUUAAUUCAGCCCAAGUUCGAGGACGUGUGGCCGGACAUGCUGGCCUCGUACAGGAAGUUCCUCUUCAUCCGUCACCCAUUCCAUCGAGUCGUUUCAGCCUACCGGGACAAGAUGGAGGUGAUAACUGAAGUGGAAGACCUUGGAAUAUCUCACUUUAUGAAGAAGAAAAUAUCUGAGAAAUUUGGUAGUUCGUCAACAGAUCCUGAAGGAGUCGUCAAGUUCGAGGAAUUUGUAAGAUUCAUCAGCCAUCAGGAAGAAUACGAGGAUAUUCCCUGGGAUGGCCACUGGCUUCCUGUCCACCAGAUAUGCAACCCGUGUGGCAUCCAGUAUGACUUCAUCGGCAAGUUUGAGCAGCUGGACCAAGACUCGAGUUAUAUCUUUAAGUGGCUGGAGGUGGAGGAGGAGAUGGGUCAGUUCCCCGUCCCUAUGAAGACCACAGCCGCCUCCAGCCUCGCCUCCACCUACCUGCACAAACUCAAUUCCACCCUCAGGAGGGCCUUCGUCAGCCGCUAUAUACUCGACUACCUCAGUUUUAACUACGACUUUGUAUGAGGACGACCAGUACUGAGGCUGACGGCGGUGCUGAAGCAUCACCGUUUAACCAUAAGACAGAUACAAGGUACUGGUGACCUGUAAUCAUAAUUUAUUGCAACCAGUUACACGUAUUUAAAUAAUCGUAAUCGA